Messenger RNA from Armigeres subalbatus, 1506 nucleotides. Its product is annotated as 3-oxoacyl-[acyl-carrier-protein] synthase, mitochondrial. The transcript has a single exon. Gene Ontology annotation, molecular function: 3-oxoacyl-[acyl-carrier-protein] synthase activity. The record is from RefSeq and is a predicted model, not a curated record. Gene Ontology annotation, biological process: fatty acid biosynthetic process. Gene Ontology annotation, cellular component: mitochondrion. The coding region runs from base 100 to 1464 and encodes 454 amino acids. Lineage: Eukaryota; Metazoa; Arthropoda; Insecta; Diptera; Culicidae.
AUUUAUUAUUAUUAUUAGUUAUUAUUUAACCUCUUAACUAAUUUUACUUGGCCUGAGAGCGAUAACAAAAAUAUUAAUUCGCUAGAUAGUCCCUUUAAGAUGUCUAUGUUGUGCCCGCGUUGCGUAAAGGCUAGUUUAUUUCAAAUUGUCCACCGAAAGUUUUCCGCCGCGAGCGCGAAUUAUUCACAAGAAAAACGUCGCGUAGUUGUUACCGGACUCGGAGUAGUUUCGCCGGUCGGGUGCAGUGUACCGAGAGCGUGGAAAAAUGUCCUCUCCGGAGUGUCCGCUAUCGGAAAGCUAACAGAUGUUGCUUACGAAAAACUGCCCUGCCGGGUAGCGGCCCAAAUCAACCGGGACGAGCUCGACGUAGAGAAUCAUUUUGGCAAAAGCGAGCUGAAAACGAUGGCACGGGCAACGGCAUUUGCGUUGAUAGCGGCCAAAGAAGCACUUGGGAUGGCUCAGUGGACGCCCCCGGAAGAGGAUAUUGAGGCAUGCCAGCGAACGGGUGUUGCCAUAGGAAUGGGUAUGGUAGAUCUGAUGGAUGUGUGUGAAACAAAUGAAGCACUGAAAAGAGGCUACAAUCGGGUGAGCCCGUUUUUCGUUCCCAGAAUUCUCCCAAAUAUGCCAGCCGGGCAAUUGAGUAUCAAAUAUGGAUUCCGAGGUCCGAAUCAUUCUGUUUCAACCGCGUGUGCAACGGGAGCACAUUCCAUAGGAGAUGCAUUUAGGUUCGUUCAACGAGGAGAUGCCGAUGUUAUGGUUUGUGGCGGGGCGGAAGCGUGCAUCAGUCCUCUGGGAAUCGCUGGAUUUUGCAGAUUACGAGCGUUGAGUACAUCAUUCAAUGAAGAUCCUGAGAGAGCCUCACGACCGUUUGACGAUGCUCGCGAUGGUUUCGUGAUGGGAGAAGGCUCGGCGACAUUUGUUCUGGAAGAACUGAACCACGCCAAAGCUAGGAAAGCCAAAAUCAUAGGUGAGGUGCUGGGCUAUGGUCUUUCGGGAGACGCUUCCCAUUUGACGGCUCCUCGGGAAGAUGGCACCGGUGCCAUGUUGGCCAUGGAAAGAGCAUUGAAGGAUGCUUCUAUUAGCCCGUCUGACGUAGGAUACAUCAAUGCUCAUGCGACAUCGACGCCCAUCGGGGAUGCGAUCGAAGCAAGAUCCAUCAGAACUCUGUUUAAGAAUAACUGGAAACAAUUAGGUGUGUCUUCUACGAAGGGAGCUCACGGUCAUCUACUUGGUGCCGCUGGCAAUUUAGAAGGUCUGUUCACAAUUCUUGCGUGUCGCGACGGUAAAAUGCCUCCCACAAUCAAUUUGGAGAAUAUUUCGACAGAGAUGCAAGGAAUGAAUUUCGUCGCAAACGAUGCUCAAGAUUGGUUACCUGUGGACGGCAAAAGGCGAGUUGCUUUAAAAAAUUCGUUUGGAUUCGGCGGAACGAAUGCUUCGCUGUGUUUUGCGGAGUAUAGAGAAUGAAAAUGCAAUUUUCAGUAAAUUUUGUUAUCUAGUGAAAGUGUA